Messenger RNA from Tuber aestivum (summer truffle), 1249 nucleotides. Lineage: Eukaryota; Fungi; Ascomycota; Pezizomycetes; Pezizales; Tuberaceae. The record is from the annotation of a GenBank genome assembly.
GGAGCCCCCCUCCAAUCCCCUCCCCAAUAUGAUAUCGCAAGAUACAAGUUCAUAAUUACUCUCCUGAUUCUACAGGUCUCACAACCCCCUCGUUCUCGGGCGGACUCUCUUACACAAUCUAUAUACUUUCGGCAACCUUUUUUUUUUACCUGCCACAUUCUACACGCGGAGUACCAUACGGAAUCAGCGGAUUUCUCGGCCUCACAUCACACCGGGGCGUCAUGCUAACGGUCCCACGUUUCCCGAUCGAAUCUCUAUUCUCGGAAUUCGAAAAACGUGAUUAUACGGGAGACAAUGAGGUGGAUGGGUGCAAUGGGGAAAGUCCGCUAGCGAUAGUGGGAUUUCUUGUGGCUACGCUCACCCUCGUCGUUGGGGUUGUGUCUCUCCGGAGCUCACGAUUCCGUCAUUGGGUGUACUAUUUAUUGCCAUUUCAGUUCGUCAAAGUAUACCCACCCCACCUCUCCCUCCUUAAGCAUAGUGUACGUAUAGAAUAUGAGUCUUACAAUCCCGCACAGAAAAUUCUCCGCAUUACCCCUGCAAAUCCUACUCUGAGAACUGUUGGUGCCGAGGAGGGCUUACGUGCCAGAUCCUUUGUGGAGAUCCCCGUGCCCGGCCCGGUCAUCAUUUACAAUGACUAUUCGAACACUCACCCCCCGUGCAGCCAUUCUAAUACCGCCCCGUACGGUUAUGAUGGAAACACCCGAGAAGACAUUAGAGCAGGAGAAGCAGAGGCUGAACAGAGGCUGAGAAGGCCCGAGCCAGCAGCCGUCCGGCAGUUCCAAUUAAGAUAGAAGUUUAGUCCGGUCAUAGGGCCCAAAAGAUUCUGAUCCCGUGUAAGUAAAAGUCAACCCAACGCCUCCCCUGCUGUGCUUGUUGCUACACACGAUAUCUUCAUUUACAUCAACAUGCUGAAAUCUUUGUGUGGAAUAGAUUGAGUAAACACUUAUCGUCCACGGACAAUUAUGGCACAAUAAUAGGGCGUGAGGGGGUCUGAAGUUUUUGGUUGUUACGGGGCUACCAAUAGCACUCUGGUAGGGAAAAAUACCGUGCAAAACACAUGGCUUGUUCUUUUGCCUCCUUCCCGUCAUCUCUUCUCGGUGCGUGCGUAAAUCUAGGCGUUCGUCAUUUCUAUUCUCUCUUUAUGCCUCUUCCGAAAGGAGAAAUGUACCCCCAAGAUUGGUCAGGGUAUUCUGAGUAUUACAUAGCUUUCUUCACUUGCUAAAACGCCAAAAUUACAAAAUCACAAAGU